Molecule: messenger RNA, 4844 nt
Organism: Homo sapiens (human)
Lineage: Eukaryota; Metazoa; Chordata; Mammalia; Primates; Hominidae
Source: RefSeq, a predicted model, not a curated record
UCCCCCAGCCAAUCAGUUUUCAAAUCUUGCAUUUUAUUUUGAAAGGUCCCUAUCCCCCUGGUCUCUUGUUUCUAGACUUGGCACAUAUUUAAGUUUGUUACCUCUCUCUACUGACUUUUCUCUCUUCAAACAGUAUCUAUGCCUGCCAAAUGUGAACGUACAAGAAACAAAUCAGAAUGUGUCAUUCUGAUUUAAACUGCUUAUUAGUUAAUACCCUCAAGAUAACAUCUGGGUUCUUAGCUUCAAUGAGUCAAGCCUACUUACAUCUUUUUGUCUUUGGCUGCUCAUUUCCUAUCACAUCGCACUCCAGCAAUGCCAAGCUGUGCCGGCCUUCCACUCCAUCUCCAUUAUUUCGCCCUCCACCGCCGCCGCCACGGCUUUUUGCCCCCCCGCCGCCGCGGCUUAUUCCCCCCACCCCGCCUCGGCUUUUUGCCCGCCGCUGCUUUGUGCCCCCCCGGCGCCAGGGCUUUUAGCCCGCCGCGGCUUUUUGACCCCUUGCCGCUGCGAAUUUUGCCGCCGCGGCUUUUUGUCCCCCGCCGCUUUUUGCACCCCGCCGCUUUUUGCACCCCGCCGCUUUUUGCCCCCCCCGCCGCCGCGGCUUUUUCCUCGCCGUGGCUUUUUCCCCCCUGCCCCCACGGCUUUUUACCCGCCGCGGCUUUUUGUCCCCUGCCGCCGCGACUUUUUGCCCCCCGCCGCCGCGACUUUUUGCCCCCACCCCGCCUCGGCUUCUUGCCCGCCGCGGCUUUUUACCCCCCGCCGCCGCGGCUUUUUGCCCGCCGCGGAUUUGUGCCCCCCUCGCCGCCGCGGCUUUUUGCCCGCCGCGGCUUUCUGCCACACACCCGCCGCCGCGGCUUUUUGCCCCUCCGCCGCCGCGGCUUUUUGCCCCCACCUUGCCUCGGCUUUUUGACCGCCGCGGCUUUUUGCCCCACCACCGACACAGCUUUUUGCACACUCGUCGCCUUGGCUUUUUGCCGCCGCGGCUUUCUGCCCCCUCGCUGCCGCGGCUUUUUGCCCCUCCGCCACCGCCGCUGCUUUUUGCCCCACCGCCGCCGUGGCUUUUUGCCCGCCGCAGCUUUUUGCCAUCGCGGCUUUUUACUCGCCACGGCCUUUUACCCGCCACGGCUUUUUGCGCCCCGCUGUCACGGCUUUUUGCCCCCCUGCCGCAGCGACUUUUUCGCCGCCGCGGCGUUUUGCCCCCGCCGCCACGGCUUUUUGCCGCUGUCGCCGCCGCUUUUUGCCCCCGCCGCCGCGGCUUUUUGCUGCCGCGACUUUUUGCCCCGGUCGCCGCCGCUUUUUGUCACCGCGACUUUUUGCCCCCGCCACCGAGGAUUUUUGUCCCCGCCGCCACGGCUCUGAGGGCAGGAGCGGCAGACUCGGCUGCCAGCUCUACUGGCGUCCUGGCAAGGGCAGCGCCGAGGGGUGCUCCUGGUCCAGCUCUCCUGGCUCAGGGAUUCUUUGCCUAGGCGCCGGCGCCCCGGGCUCCUUGCCUAGGCCCCUGUGGCCUGCAUAGAGUGGCGCUGCCUGUGGAGGCGGUGGGAGAGAAGAAGGAGGGCGGUGGUGGGGGUGAUGCGGCGGCCACGGAGGGUGGCACAGGGGCUGCGGCCAGCCGGGCGCUGCAGCAGUGCGGGCAGCUCCAGAAGCUCAUCGUCAUCUUCAUUGGCAGCCUGUGCGGGCUGUGCACCAAGUGCGCUGUGUCUAACGACCUCACCCAGCAGGAGAUACAGACCCUGGAGCUAGGUGAUGAUAUUCUGAUCUAUGAGAUGCAAGAAGAUGUGAUGUGUGGGACAUCCAUGAAAACUGAUUAAUGAGACCUGACACAAAUUAGAGAUCAAGCCCACUACGACCACCACCAUUUUUCUCUUCUAUCCUAUUUUUUUGUGACCUCUAGCAUGACCAUGAUGCCAAGAUCUCUAGCAGCCACAUAGUGACCUGAGGUAAAUCUGAGUAUGAAAAUCAUGUGCCAGGAUGGUGUAGAAAGAGGGUUUUGGAUCCUAUUGACAAUGGAAAGUUGGUCUUCCUACCUCUGAACCUCUUUAUGUAAGAGAAGUAACCUGAGUUUUAAAAGCCAUUAUUAUUUCCAUUUUCUCUGCUGAUGCAGACAAACACAAGUCCUAAUUUUAUAGAGACCUAAUACGUUCUGGACCUCAGAAAGAGAUUCCUGGAGGAAAUGUUGUUUUCAACCACUAACUCUGCUAAUUUCAGGCCAAGUGAGGCAUUAUAUAGACAGUCUGACCACUGCCACAGUUGCAUACGUUCUAAAUUUGAAAUAAAUCCCUUACUCUGUAUCACUUAUAGUGGAUCUGCUUCUCUGAUAAAACCCUCACUAAGACAAUUAUCAUCCACUGUUUGUUUUUCCUGUGGUAAGUAUAUCAUUGCUGUAUAAAAAUAACCUUUUAAUUAUUAACUCAGUUGGCCCAGUUUAGCAUCUUUUCCAUCUUCCAUUCUCAAUUUGAUAAUUACCAUCUUUCAUAAUAAUUAUCCUUCAGGUUUCACAAUACAUGUAUGUUGAAUGUUAAGGCUAUUCUUCAUUGAUAUUUACACUUUGACUCCAUGGUGAGAGAAGCUGCAGUAUCUGAGAAAUAAAUAAUUUGUAUGUGGGAGGUGUGAUUUUACAGCUAGAUUAUAGCUCAGUUUCUAGUUCUUUCUUUUAGAGAGAUUUCUCUUGGUCAUCUUUAUAGAGGUAUGAAGAUAUUUAGUUUUACUGUUAUUAUAUUAACAUUUUAAAAAGCAGCUUUCUACAAGGUAUGGCAUCAGGUGGAAUUAUUCUUGCUGUGCUCUCAAAUAAUCUCCAUGCUAAGUUUUUGGGCCUCACUGCAGCCCCUGAACACGUAUGUCUCUCUGUACCUCCUCUGUAUGAUGUAGUGAAUUUUUUGGACCUUUGAAUCACACACAGGCUUUCUUGGCUGUUUUAUACCAAAGGACUUUCACUAAAUUCCUAAGAAAAAUUUAGCACAGCCGAUGCUGUUUUCCAAUGCCAACCUUGGAGUUUGCAAUUUGCCCAGACAAAAAUACCAUAGCUGAUGGUGAUGAUGAUGUCAAUAUUUUUUUAAAAUACAAUUUAAAAAAUGGUUCAACAUAAAUUAUCUCAUUUAGUCCCCUGAACAACCUUGUGAUGUGAUUUUGAACAGGAAUAUCAAGACCUCAGGAUCUGGCAUCAAAUUCUGGGGUUUGAAUAUUAUUUCUAUCACAAACUAUUUAUAUUACUGCUUAUAUGUAAGUGACAACCUUUCUAUUCCUUAUUUUUUCCACUUGUAAAAUCAGAAAAAUGACAAUGAUGAGAGCACCAAACUUAUGAGCUUGCGAAGAUUAAAUGUGUGUAUGGGUUUUUAUCAGUUUGAGAGACAUUAUAUUUCCAUUUGUUGUCAUUCUGUCCCUUCCAUCAGGGUAGGACCUUUCUUCAGUGCAUUACUUUGUCCCCUGAACCUAGAAUGGUACCUGGAAUAUCAUUGGUGCCCAAUAAGUACUUGCUGAAUAAAUGACUGAAUAAAUAAAUGUAAUCUGUCAAUAUUUUCAUCUGAAGAUAUGAUAUCUGUUUUUUACCUUAUUUUUUCAAUCAUCCGAAAGGUAGUAUGCACAUUUGAAAGGUAGUCAUUGUUAUUUUCUUACACCAGUACUUGCACUUUUACAAUAUGUAGCAAUAAUCAUAAGCAAAGUAUCAUGACAGAGUGAGAAUAAACUUAAAUCUGUAAUUGCAAUUUUUCUUCACCGUGGCCUCCAUUGUUUGUCAUGUGUCUUGGCUACGUCAGGAUGGAAAGCAUUGCUUUUUUCUAUUUACAGGACCAGAAUUAAAUCCAUGUUUCUUGGCUGACCAUUUGGUUAGUUUUUGUUUGUUCAUUUGUUUUUUCAUGAAAUGUUCAUGGUGGUUGGGCUGGAAUAGGUAUAGCAUUUUAUUUAUUUAUACUCAGCUGAAACUAAGAGAAAUAUUUCAGACCAAGAAGUGGGGACAAGAGCAAUACUUGUGUAAUAAUACGAUGUACCAUUUUACAUUAUUUGGAAGUGCUGAUGCCUGCAUCUAUAGCAUCAGUCAAGAAAGAGAGGUAAUGAAAGAGAUUUCAAAUGAAUAUCAGAUAGGCUUUAGUAUUACAUAGGAUAAGACAGACAGGAUUGGUCAGGGUAUGCUGGAAAAGAUUUUUUAUCUUAUUUUAUUGGCUUUAUUUAAAUUUUUUUUUUUUUCCCAGCUGGAAAUCUAUUUAUUUAUUUUUCUUCAGUGUUACAAUGAAACAACAUUGCUUUAUUUAAAUUUUAUAAAAAUUCAAACCAUACAGUACUUUAUAAUAAAAUUGACUGCCUUUGGCUACUCUAUCUCUAUUUCCAGUGCAACUGUGGAAGUGGCACUGACAGAUAUGGUUUUAGCUACUUAGAAAUUUUUCUAGACACACACACACACACACACACACACACACACAAUUUAUAUGCAAAAUGCUCAUAUGCAUGUCAUAUUUUUUCUUUAUUCAGCAAGUUAUAGUGGAUAUUCUUUUAUAGCAUACGUAGCAAUGGACUUCUCUUUUUAAAGACUGCCUAGAAUUCUGUAGUUAUAAUACAGUCAUUCAUGUAACUAAUUCUCUAAAAACAAGCCAGAUGAUAUUUACUAAGAACUUACUAUGGGUCAGGCACAGCUCUAAUAGUCUAAUCUCAUCUAAUCUCAAUACGUUCAUGAGUUAGGAAUGGUUGUUAUUCCCAUAUGUUCCCAAUGAGGAAACUGAAGCAGAGAGUUUAAAUAAUGUGCCCUAAUUUACAGAAUUAUUAAACUGGUACUGGAAUUAUGCAAAGAUAAUCAGGCAUCAGAGUUUGUGAUGUCAACUGUUAUGUGAUACUGCAAUAAACGUUGUAUAAACCUCUGUAAA